Messenger RNA from Gorilla gorilla gorilla (western lowland gorilla), 1737 nucleotides. It is a transcript of the gene CXCL6, whose product is annotated as C-X-C motif chemokine ligand 6. The coding region runs from base 263 to 607 and encodes 114 amino acids. Gene Ontology annotation, cellular component: extracellular region. NCBI's taxonomy places the organism in Eukaryota, Metazoa, Chordata, Mammalia, Primates, Hominidae. Gene Ontology annotation, molecular function: chemokine activity. The record is from RefSeq and is a predicted model, not a curated record. Gene Ontology annotation, biological process: defense response; immune response; chemotaxis. The transcript has 4 exons.
AAGGGAGCAGGCAGCGCCUCCCAGCCACCCACCCCACCAAUUCCCAUCCUCCCGCCCCCCUCCACCAACCCCUUCUUUCCACACUGCCCCCUGAGUUCAGGGAAUUUCCCCAGCAUCCCAAAGCUUGAGUUUCCUGCCAGUCGGGAGGGAUGAAUGCAGAUAAAGGGAGUGCAGAAGGCACGAGGAAACCAAAGUGCUCUGUAUCCUCCAGUCUCCGCGCCUCCACCCAGCUCAGGAACCCGCGAACCCUCUGUUGACUACUAUGAGCCUCCGGUCCAGCCGCGCGGCCCGUGUCCCGGGUCCUUCGGGCUCCUUGUGCGCGCUGCUCGCGCUGCUGCUCCUGCUGACGCCGCCGGGGCCCCUCGCCAGCGCUGGUCCUGUCUCUGCUGUGCUGACAGAGCUGCGUUGCACUUGUUUACACGUUACGCUGAGAGUAAACCCCAAAAUGAUUGGUAAACUGCAGGUGUUCCCCGCAGGCCCGCAGUGCUCCAAGGUGGAAGUGGUAGCCUCCCUGAAGAACGGGAAGCAAGUUUGUCUGGACCCGGAAGCCCCUUUUCUAAAGAAAGUCAUCCAGAAAAUUUUGGACAGUGGAAACAAGAAAAACUGAGUAACAAAAAAAACCAUGCAUCAUAAAAUUGCCCAGUCUUCAGCGGAGCAGUUUUCUGGAGAUCCCUGGACCCAGUAAGAAUAAGAAGGAAGGGUUGGUUUUUUCCAGCAGUCCAUUUUCCACAUGGAUUCCCUACUUUGAAGAGUGUGGGGAAAGCCUACGCUUGUCCCUGAAGUUUACAGCUCAGCUAAUGAAGUAUUAAUAUAGUAUUUCCACUAUUUACUGUUAUUUUACCUGAUAAGUUAUUGAACCCUUUGGCAAUUGACCAUAUUGUGAGCAAAGAAUCACUGGUUAUUAGUUUUUCAAUGAAUAUUGAAUUGAAGAUAACUAUUGUAUUUCUAUCAUACAUUCCUUAAAGUCUUACCGAAAAGGCUGUGGAUUUCGUAUGGAAAUAAUGUUUUUUUAGUGUGCUGUUGAGGGAGGUAUCCUGUUGUUCUCACUCACUCUUCUCAUAAAAUAGGAAAUAUUUUAGUUCUGUUUCUUGGGGGAAUAUGUUACUCUUUACCCUAGGAUGCUAUUUAAGUUGUACUGUAUUAGAACACUGGGUGUGUCAUACCGUUAUCUGUGCAGAAUAUAUUUCCUUAUUCAGAAUUUCUAAAAAUGUAAGUUCUGUAAGGGCUAAUAUAUUCUCUUCCUAUGGUUUUAGACGUUUGAUGUCUUCUUAGUAUGGCAUAAUGUCAUGAUUUACUCAUUAAACUUUGAUUUUGUAUGCUAUUUUUUCACUGUGGGAUGACUAUAAUUCUGGUCACUAAAUAUACACUUUAGAUAGAUGAAGAAGCCCAAAAACAGACAAAUUCCUGAUUGCUAAUUUACGUAGAAAUGUAUUCUCUUGGUUUUUUAAAUAAAAGCAAAAUUAACAAUGAUCUGUGCUCUGAAAGUUUUGAAAAUAUAUUUGAACAAUUUGAAUAUAAAUUCAUCAUUUAGUCAUCAAAAUAUGUACAGCAUUGCUAAGAUUUUCAGGUAUCUAUUGUGGAUCUUUUAAAGGUUUUGACCAUUUUGUUAUGAGGAAUUAUACAUGUAUCACAUUCACUAUAUUAAAAUUGCACUUUUAUUUUUUCCUGUGUGUCACGUUGGUUUUUGGUACUUGUAUUGUCAUGUGGAGAAACAAUAAAAGAUUUCUAAACCACUGA